CUCACACUUCGAGAACUAGCGCUACACUGGCACGACACUUCUCUCUAGUGCAAAAGGUGCAGCCAAAUCGAGGAUAGCUUUAACUUAUUUCCCCAAUUUCUCUAUGUACUUUACAUGACCUGACAUCUAAGAAAAGGCAUGCUACUCGUCCAAGUUACCUCCAGAGUUUUGCGGGCCAUGCCUAAACCGCUAUGCCAGCUUAAUACGAAACGCGGAAGUUGUGUAGCCGCUGCCACGGAGGCCAUCGAAUCGGAGCGUAUUCGAAGACUUUUCGAUGGACUUACAGCAGGCGACCGGGCUUCGCUAGCGCAGUCAAUCACACUUGUCGAAUCUACAGCUCGGAAGGACCAUGACGAGGCGCAGGAAUUGCUACAGCUAGUUCUUCAAGAGAACAAGGGGCGAAGAAAAGCACGCCAGCUGGGUUCGUUUCGUAUAGGCCUCACGGGGCCGCCUGGAACUGGGAAGUCGACGUUUAUUGAAACUUUCGGCAAAUUCCUCACUGGUUCUGGUCACAAAGUUGCAGUGCUCACAGUGGAUCCGUCCUCAGCAGUGACAGGGGGGUCCCUGCUUGGAGACAAGACUCGUAUGAUCCAGUUGACUAGGGACCCGAAUGCCUACAUUAGGCCAUCACCGACCAGGGGCCAUAGUGGUGGCGUAACCCGUACUACAUGUGAUGCCAUACAGCUCUGUGAAUGCGCAGGCUAUAAUGUUGUCCUCGUGGAAACAGUUGGUGUAGGACAGAGCGAGUACAUCGUGGCAGACAUGGUGGACUUGUUCCUUUUGCUCAUACCACCUGGAGGUGGUGAUGAACUGCAGGGUGUUAAAAGAGGCAUAGUAGAAAUGGCCGACCUCAUAGCUGUGACAAAGGCUGAUGGCGAUAACAUUCCCGAGUGCAGGCGCAUGGCUGCCGAGUAUGUCAGUGCUCUCAAGUUCAUGAAGCCCCGGAGCCACCUGUGGAGACCCAAGGUUCUCCAAGUGUCUGCAAAGGCGAAUGUGGGCAUCUCAGAAUUAUGGGGUGUUGUGCAAAACUACAGGGAUGCCCUUGAGCCCAAUGGGGAGCUGAGCAAUCGCCGUCAACAGCAGCGAGUGCGCUGGCUGUGGACUUAUGUAGGCUCAGAGCUCAAGCGUCAGCUGCGUAGUCAUCCAGGCAUUGCUGCUUGCACAGCUGAAUUGGAAAAUGCAGUCAUUGAAGAAGCCAUCACACCUGGCCAUGCCUGUGACCAGUUGAUCUCACAUUUCUUCAAGGGGAACAGCUAGAGGUGCUGCAAAUGUAAAUAAAAAUGUUGUUCUGCUGCCA
Dermacentor andersoni is the source of this 1297-nucleotide messenger RNA. RefSeq names its product methylmalonic aciduria type A protein, mitochondrial-like. The record is from RefSeq and is a predicted model, not a curated record. Lineage: Eukaryota; Metazoa; Arthropoda; Arachnida; Ixodida; Ixodidae. Gene Ontology annotation, cellular component: cytoplasm. Gene Ontology annotation, molecular function: GTP binding; GTPase activity.